GAACACAAUCCUUAUUUGCACAUUCCCCAUUUUUUUGCAGGGCAUGUGGCUUUUAAACGAGAAAACAUGAUGGAGAUGUGUUUGAUUUCAGUAGGUUUAGCAAGUAUCCUUAUCAUACCGUUCGCACUCAAAACUUUGUUCCCUUAUGUUUGGAUGGAUAUUCUGUAUUUCGGGGAUCUACUGCGGAUUUUAGUGAAGUUUGUGUCGAGGCGAAGAAGGAGACCUUCCUUCUUUGUUUUGGAUCGUUUCUUGGAGCAGACCGCUGCGCAUCCAGACAAGCCGUUCAUUGUGUUUGAAAAUGAAAACUACUCGUACGCUGACUCAGAUCAAAUGAGCAACAAAACAGCCGACGCGCUUCAGUCUCACCCUGGGUAUAAGCCUGGGGACACCGUCGCACUUUUUAUGGGGAAUGAACCCGCCUUUCUGUUUACCUGGCUGGCCUUGGCUAAAUUAGGCUCUCCUGUGGCUCUUCUCAACCACAACAUCCGCACCAAGUCUCUGCUGCACUGCUUUAACUGCUGCGAGGCGAACGUGUUGAUCGCAGCCUCAGAGCUAAAGGAAGCAGUGGAGGACGUGCUGCCCUCACUGAUAGAGAAGGGCGUCACCAUCCUCCUGAUAACCAAACACUGUGACACACCUGGGAUUGAGAGCUUCUCUGAUAAAGUGGACAAGGCAUCAGACACCCCGCUCCCUCGAUCCCUCAGAUCACACAUCACAUACAAAAGUCCUGCAGUGUAUAUUUACACCUCUGGAACUACAGGUCUCCCAAAGGCAGCUGUGGUCAACCAGAACCGCCUCUUAACAGCUCUGGCUGCUUUAUCUUCAAACGGUGUGAUGUCUAGUGAUGUCCUCUACCUCAAUCUGCCUCUGUAUCACACCGCUGGAUUCUUUAUCGGCUUUAUCGGAUCCAUUGAGGCGGGGUCGACUAUCAUUUUGAAGAGGAAGUUCUCUGCCUCUCAGUUUUGGGAUGACUGCAGGAAAUACAAUGUGACUGUUGUGCAGUACAUAGGAGAAGUGAUGCGUUACCUCUGUAGUACACCGAAGAGAGAAAAUGACAAGGAUCAUAAAGUAAGGCUGGCCAUUGGCAACGGUGUCAGAGCAGAGAUAUGGAGAGAGUUUGUCAAUCGCUUUGGGGACAUUCAGAUCCGAGAGUUUUACGCUUCCACCGAGGGAAAUGUGGGAUUUGUCAACUACGCAGGAAAAAUUGGAGCUAUUGGACGAGUUAACUUUUUUCAUCAGAAGCUGUUUCCCUUCACUCUUAUUAAGUACGACACAGAGCGGGAUGAACCGAUUCGAGAUGCUAACGGCCUCUGUGUGGAGUCGCCCAAAGGUGAGACAGGACUGCUGGUGUCGAAGAUCACAGACAUCGCUCCUUUCGUCGGCUACGCCCAGAAUGAAGAACAAACAGAGAGGAAAAGACUUCGCAAUGUUCUCAAAAAAGGAGAUCUUUACUUCAACAGUGGAGACCUAAUGAGGAUCGAUAAAGACAACUUCAUUUACUUUCAGGAUCGUGUAGGUGACACAUUCAGGUGGAAAGGUGAGAAUGUGGCCACAAAUGAGGUGUCUGACAUCCUGACGAUCAGUGAUUGUCUCAAAGAAGCCAACGUUUAUGGAGUCCAAGUGCCAGGGCAUGAGGGGCGGAUAGGGAUGGCAGCUGUCACUGUGAAGGAAGGUGCCCAGUUUGAUGGAAGUAGAAUAUAUCACCAUGUGGUUAACUACCUGCCUUCAUAUGCCCGACCACGCUUUAUAAGAAUACAGAAUGCCGUAGAGGUGACGGGGACUUUCAAGCAGAUGAAGGUGAAGUUAGUGGAGGAGAGUUUUGAUCCAGGACGUAUCCAGGACCCUCUUUACAUCCUUGAUGAUAAAGAGAGGAGUUACGUUCCGCUGAGAUAUCAGAUCUACAGCUCCAUCAUAUCAGGAAACCUCAAACUAUAACCUCCUCUCUUCGAGUCCUCAGAGCGCAUUAAGGAAUUGGGACGUCCUUCAAGAUGGCGAGUCUCAAUCAAUUUCCGGGUCAAGUGAUCGAGGAGUCGAGGAGAGAUAUUGGGAUGAACCCUUAGUGUUCAACUGUGCAGGCUUUUUAGUCUGGCUGCAUUGAUACUUUUAAUAAUGAACUUCCAGCUCAGUGACCAAUCAAUUGUUAAUAUUAUAUAACAAUCAUAUUAUUGUGUGUAGUAAAAUAAUGGGGAGACAUAAACAUCGUUAUUAAAAGCAGUAGAUGGGAAUCGGAAGUGUAGGAUUCAUUUGUAAGGAUUUGUGUCAGGGGCCGGAGUCAGCCUGCAUGCAGGGGAGGGCGUUUGAUAAUAUAAAUGACAUAUUUACUGGCAAGUGAUAAUAUAAAUAGUUGAUCUACAAGCAUGAGGUUUGCUUUCCAGUAUGAGGACUGCUGCUUUUACUUCAUUCAGUCUAAUAAUGGUGUUGAGAAGCAUUGCUGUAUGUAUGGAUAAACAGAUAGUGUAGCUUAAUGAGAUGCUAUUGGACUUUCUCUUAAAGGUAGUAUGUACUUAACAUAAUCUUAACAUAAUGUCUUGCUUAUGGGAAAGACACGAGUAACAUGUAAUGGUUUAAAAGUAAAAAAAAAAAAA
This is a messenger RNA of Perca fluviatilis (European perch), 2585 nucleotides long. Its product is annotated as very long-chain acyl-CoA synthetase-like. Gene Ontology annotation, molecular function: long-chain fatty acid-CoA ligase activity; long-chain fatty acid transmembrane transporter activity. The record is from RefSeq and is a predicted model, not a curated record. The transcript is spliced from 11 exons. The coding region runs from base 67 to 1935 and encodes 622 amino acids. Lineage: Eukaryota; Metazoa; Chordata; Actinopteri; Perciformes; Percidae.